Molecule: messenger RNA, 762 nt
Organism: Sciurus carolinensis (gray squirrel)
Lineage: Eukaryota; Metazoa; Chordata; Mammalia; Rodentia; Sciuridae
Product: serine/arginine-rich splicing factor 10-like
Exons: 1
Coding region: 1-762 (253 amino acids)
Molecular function (GO): RNA binding
Source: RefSeq, a predicted model, not a curated record
AUGUCCCGCUACCCGCGCCCCCCCAAUACUUCUCUUUUCGUCAGGAACGUGGCCGACUACACCAGAUCUGAAGAUUUAUGGCGUGAAUUUGGUCGUUAUGGUCCUAUCGUCGAUGUGUACGUUCCACUUGAUUUCUACACUCGACGGCCAAGAGGAUUUGCCUAUGUACAAUUUGAGUAUGUUUGUGAUGCUGAAAAUGCUUUACAUAAUUUGAACAGAAAAUGGAUUUGUGGACGUCAAAUUGAAAUACAGUUUGCACAGAGGGAUCGAAAGACGCCAAAUCAAAUGAAAGCCAAGGAAAGGAGAAAUGUGUACAGUUCUUCACGCUAUGGUGAUUAUGACAGAUACAGACGUUCUAGAAGCCGAAGUUAUGAAAGGAGGCGAUCAAGAAGUCGGUCUUCUCAUUACAACUACAGAAGGUCUUAUAGCCCUAGAAACAGUAGAUCUACUGGAAGACCACGGCAUAGCAGAAGUCAUUCCGACAAUGACAGAUUCAAACACCGAAAUCGAUCUUUUUCAAGAUCCAAAUCCAAUUCAAGAUCACGGUCCAAGUCCCAGCCCAAGAAAGAAAUGAAGGCUAAAUCAUGUUCUAGGUCUGCAUCUCACACCAAAACUAGAGGUACCUCCAAAAAAGAUUCCAAAACACGUUAUAAAUCUGGCUCAAGAUAUGAAAAGGAAUCAAGGAAGAAAGAACGACCUCGAUCCAAAUCUCAGUCAAGAUCACAGUCUAGGUCCAGGUCAAAAUCUAGAUCAAGGUCUUAG